AAAGCCUAUUGCCCUUUGACUAAAGCAUAUACCAAAUGCAUACAUUUAAAUACAAUAUAUAUUUUUUUAAUAGUAAAAACUUAAAGGUAAUUUAUUUAACUACUUUUUGCCUACAAAAAUUAUAAUUUUAAUGCCUAAUUUAAAAAAGUCCUUAUUUUACCAAAAUAACAAAACACUGUAACCUACACUGUUUAUUCAGUACCAUGAUAAUUCAUAUAUAAUAUUUUUUUUACAUUUAAUACAAUUUUUAAAUGUCUGUGGUGUUAGCCAAUAGAUCAUGCUUGCUUAUAUGUACUACUAACACAAAAAUUUUCUCUGUAAAUAAAGAUUAGAUUAAAUUUGCUGAACAGAAACGAUUUCACAGCCUUAUAUUCACUUUAUAAUAAUAUUAAUAAAAAAGCAAUUAACCUGAAUGCACGAAAUGUCCCCUUUUCCAUAGUACUGUAGAAAACAACCUACAGUACACAAUUUUAGGAUUUCACAAUGAACUGUGUAUUAAUCGAAGGGGCUUUUAUUCUACAGCGCCGCGUGCCCUGUGUUUGGUACAGUAUCUGGCACGAGCGUCUGCGCGGAGGACGCGUUUCAGCACUGCGCACAGCGCGACAACAGGCUACAGUAUCUGACACAUUGUUGCGAGCGCAUCGUUGAAAAAUAAAUGUUGACAGUCGUGUAAUGAAUAUUGAAUAAAAGGCCUGGUUAUUGACUGUGCCUGGACCCCGAGGCUUGAUUUGAUGCGACGCUGUGUUCCGGGUGCACGAUGUUUUGUUAUUGUGGAGACGAGGAGAACAGUGGUCUCUUUAACUUAUGGUUCCCCCCAUGUUGUUGAAGAGAGACUACAGUGACAUCCGCUCAUGCCGUAGAUGUACAACUUCUCUAUUUCUCCGAAUCACCCCCGCUAUUCCUCCACCUGAUGCCUCUUGCUUCCUCAUCACGUCAUCUCUUCCCUUAUCUCUCCCUUGUCCAUCCCCGUGUCUUUCCUGACCUCCCUUCCUCUCUCACUCUGUGUCAGAUGUCAUAAUGAUGUGUUGUGGUCGAGCACUGGACUCUCCAUGCACUCUGGCUCUGUUGGUAGGCUUCCAGUUUGCAUUUGUCCUCUACUUCUCUCUGGGAGGUUUUCGGGGCCUAGUGUCUGUUUUGGUUCAUUCCACUGAGCCCGAGUUCGACUACUCACGACCACAUGACGUCUACACCAACCUCAGUUCACUGCUGCUCCACCAUCCAGGACCCAGUGGACCAGAACAGCAGCUCAGAGACUGCGCACUGCCCUCUCCAUUCUUGGUGGGUCCUAUUUCAGUCCACCUCUCCUCACUUCCCUCCCUGGAGGAGAUAAAAGAGAAGAACCCCUUGGUGACGUUAGGGGGUCAUUACCGCCCACCAGACUGUGAGCCGCGGCACCACACGGCCAUCGUGGUCCCCUACCGGAACCGCCAGACCCACCUUCGUGCUCUUCUCUACCAUCUGCACCCCUUUCUGCAGCGGCAGCAGGUCCACUACGGCAUUUACAUUGUGCACCAGUCUGGGAAUUCUACAUUUAACCGAGCAAAGUUGCUGAACGUGGGUGUGCGCGAGGCACUAAAAGAGGAGGACUGGAGUUGUAUUUUCCUUCAUGAUGUAGAUCUGCUGCCUGAAAAUGACCACAAUACCUAUACCUGCCACCCGCAGUACCCAACACAUAUGUCAGUGGCCAUGGACAAAUUCAGAUACAGACUUCCAUACUCUCAAUACUUCGGAGGGGUUUCAGCCGUAACCCCAGAGCAGUACCUCAAAAUGAACGGCUUCCCCAACCAAUACUGGGGCUGGGGUGGAGAAGAUGAUGACAUUGCAGCUCGAGUGCGCCUUUCUGGGAUGAAGAUCAUGCGUCCUCCUUUGGCUAUUGGUCAUUUUAAGAUGAUCAGACAUAAAGGAGAUAAGGGUAAUGAGCAGAACCCUAGAAGGUUUGACUUGCUUAAGCGCACGAGGAUGAAUUGGCGAUCGGAUGGAUUGAAUACCCUGACCUACAAGCUACUGUCCAAAAAGUUGGAGCCAUUGUACACGAAUUUGUCUGUGAACAUUGGGGAGGAUCCACGCCAUCCCUCUGGAAAGUCUCAAAUUCCAAAGUUAGAGCCUCACCAGCCUGCUCCAACCAAUAAGACGAAGACUAAAAACGAGAGCGUGGUCACUGAAGCUAGAACACUAGAACCCAAACACUUAAAGGCCAAUAAUGAAAGUUCAAAUGUUGUUCAAAAGGCUGCUGUGAAACAGAAAGCAGAAGCAGGAUGAUAUUGAUCAUCUAUAGUCGUUACCACAAAGACUACACUCAGGGUGAGUUGAUAACAGAGAGUGGAUGGAAGUUUACUCUGUUUAAACGCCAAUAGACGCUGUUCGGCCACCCUCUGAAUGUUGUUUUUUUAAAUACUGUUAUUGGUGACAUUUGCCCAAAUCCGCAAGCAUCCGCUGAAGAUCUUUGCUGUAGGAGUUUUAUCAUAAUGGGUGAAGCUGCAAACGGUCUCAGCAGUGACCUAUCAUUGUAGUGAACAGUACAAGACCCGUAUAUUUUUCGAGCCAAUCUGCUGCCAGCUGCUGCUCUUCACCCCACACAGUGGGUCUGUUUUUCUGUGCCUUUUCGUGCCCUUCCACUAAUGUCUUAUCAACCUGCCAUAACUCAGUUAAAAUAUGUUUACUGCACAUCACUGUUAUUUAUUUACAAAUAAUAAGAGUUUAAUUGCAUAUUUCAGAUCAAUUUUUAAUCUCUUUUAUCAGCACAUGCUGCUUUGUGAUUUAUUGCUUGAGCAGACUUGUAUCACUGUGGUCUAUUUAUGGUUGUACUGUACCAACUUAGAAAUUAGAAAGGUUUGAUCUUCAAUAGUGAGCACUGGUUUCUUUUUUUUUUAGCUGCUGAGAUAUUUUUUAUUAUUAUAGUAUAAAACAUUAUUUUAGGUAUUGUGUGGUGCCUUUGUUGGAGUACAUUUUGGUUGUAGACAAUCAUUGGGAUAACAAAUCAUAUGAAGUAAAUAUUUAUAAACCUUAUAGAUUACUAUUCUAUACACUGCAUAUGUAAUACAUAUGCAUAUAGAUAUAUUUCUGUUAAAUAGACUUUAUGCAUUAAGUUUAGAGUGUGACUUUAGUGUGAGGCAUUAGGUGAUGGUUUUAUAUUAUAAACAUUAAACAGAUUAUUGGUUUAGGUGAUGGGUAUGUAGUUUCAUAGUUACCUUUUUUUAGUCAAAAAUUGGUUGAAUUGUAUCACCUUAUUAAAAAUGUUAAAUUAUAUAUAUUUUAAAAUAAAAAUCAUGCUGCAUAACACAUUUCAUUGACAUUCUACGAACAUUCAUGCAGUAUUACCAACUAACAGAUUUUUUAUAAUUUGGUGUAGAUAAUAGUCUAAACAUGCUUUAAUGUGGUUUCUGCGGAAAGGCAUACAGAGACAAUCUAUUGCAAAAUAAUUAAAAAUUCACCUAGGACUGUAUGUACAACAUAUUUUACACCUGGACAUACAUUUUCAUAAAUCAAUCAUUGUUUUAUGUGUUCUGAUUUUGUUGCGCUGUUCUUAGUGUAAAGAGUCAGAAUAUCAUUGAAGUACAUGACAAUAGUACUGUAUUUUCCUUACGCAUUUUUAUUACAAACAUUUAUGUGAUGGAUGUAUAUUAUUUACUGCUAUAGUUGUUUACAGUGAGUAAAUUAAAUAUUAAAAUGUUGCAUGUUGCAGGAAUAUCUUGUACAUUAAAACUCCUGUAUACAGUACAUAAAGUAUAUAUUUAAUACAUAGUUUUAUAUCAGAUAUACUAUACUGCUAUACUAAGAAAUAGUCUCUGACUUGAGAACUCAAUAGCUAUAUUGUGAUCUACUCUUGAAAAAAAGAUUUAUGUUAAGGAUUUUAGGAUUAGGGUGUAUGUUUACUGCCAUGACAUGUUUGGUUAUGUUUUGAAUGUGUAUAUGUUUGACUAUGAUGACUGUUGAUUUUAUAUGUAUGUAAAGAUUGCAUAAUGUUGCUGAAGG
Paramisgurnus dabryanus is the source of this 3972-nucleotide messenger RNA. RefSeq names its product UDP-Gal:betaGlcNAc beta 1,4- galactosyltransferase, polypeptide 3 (gene b4galt3). NCBI's taxonomy places the organism in Eukaryota, Metazoa, Chordata, Actinopteri, Cypriniformes, Cobitidae. The record is from RefSeq and is a predicted model, not a curated record. Gene Ontology annotation, molecular function: galactosyltransferase activity. Gene Ontology annotation, cellular component: Golgi apparatus. Gene Ontology annotation, biological process: galactosylceramide biosynthetic process; carbohydrate metabolic process.